This is a messenger RNA of Spodoptera frugiperda (fall armyworm), 1666 nucleotides long. RefSeq lists its product as uncharacterized. Bases 1 to 1503 code for a protein of 500 amino acids. The transcript has a single exon. Lineage: Eukaryota; Metazoa; Arthropoda; Insecta; Lepidoptera; Noctuidae. The record is from RefSeq and is a predicted model, not a curated record. Gene Ontology annotation, molecular function: nucleic acid binding. Gene Ontology annotation, biological process: DNA integration.
AUGCCAGAUUUGUCUGAAAAUUUAGCAAAAUAUUCUAAUUUAACCACUCUUAUUCGGGUUCUAGCUAGAGUUUUAAGGUUCGUCAAAAACUGUAGAUCAAAUAUAAAAUCAAACAGAUUACGAGGUCCACUUCAAGUUUCUGAAUUAGAAAACGCCCACAGCGUCGCUAUAAAGUUAGCCCAGAAAGAUUCCUUUCCUAUAGAAUUAGAACAGCUAGGAAAAGGUAAAUCUUUAAAUUCUAAAGCCGCGCUCGCUUCUCUUAAUCCAUUUUUAGACGAAAAUGGAAUUUUAAGAGUCGGCGGACGCAUCGAGUCAUCUUCUUAUCAGUAUGACAAACGUCAUCCUAUUUUAUUACAUGCAAAUCAUUUUUUAACAAAAUUAAUUUUCAAACAGGAGCACCUACGCUUGUUGCACGCCGGUCCUCAGCAUCUCCUGGCAUCUAUUAGAGAACGUUAUUGGCCUGUAGGAGGCAGGAAUCUAGCCAGACGUGCAGCACGCGAAUGUGUAACCUGUCGUCGAUUCAAUGCUCGCACUAUGGAUAAUAUUAUGGGAAACUUACCUGCAGAUCGCGUUGAAACUGAUUUCCCCUUCUCCACUAUAGGUACCGACUUUGCCGGCCCAUUUCUUAUAACAGACCGCAAAGGGCGCGGCUGUAAAAUAACUAAAAGUUACCUAUGUAUCUUCAUUUGCUUUCGCUACAAAUGCGUUCAUUUAGAGUUAGUCAGCGACUUAUCAAUGGAGGCAUUUUUACUUACAUUAAAAAGAUUUAUAGCUCGUAGGGGUAAACCAAAGGUCAUCUACUGCGACAAUGGUAGAAAUUUCGUUGCAGCAGCCAAGGAAAUAAAUUCUUUCCUCGAGUCUAAUAGCGACUCCAUUAAAGACUCUACAUCUCGCGAAGGCAUUGAAUUCCGCUUCUCACCAGCAUACGCUCCUCACUUUGGUGGUCUCUGGGAAGCCGGAGUCAAGUCAGCGAAAUUCCACUUAUACAGAGUCCUAAAAAAUAUUCACUUGACUUUCGAGGAAUUGAGUUCGCUGUUUGCUCAGAUCGAGGCGAUACUUAACAGCCGUCCUUUAUGUCCUUUAAGUCCCUCUCCACAAGACCUAUCUCCGCUCACCCCGGGCCACUUUAUAAUUGGUAGGCCACUAACGUCUUUGCCAUCACCGUACCUACUGGACUAUAGCACAAAUCGUCUAGACCGUUUUCAGCGAUUGGAGCAAGCUCGUCAGCACUUUUGGAAGCGAUGGUCAACAGAGUACGUCACGGAGCUCCAGCAACGCACAAAGUGGAAGGUGCGGUGUCGAGAACUAAAGGUAGACGACCUAGUCCUCAUCAAGGAUGAUGGGACUCCUCCCCUAUGUUGGCGCCUUGGAAGAGUCUCAAAGUUAUUUCUCGGUACUGACGGUGUGCCUCGCGUCGCUGAUGUAUCCACUUCACAAGGCACCGUACGACGAGCUAUCAACAGAUUGUGUUUGCUGCCUUCACCAGAUGACUGCACGGCAUAGAAUCUUGAAAGCUUCCUCUAGAGCUUUCAAGGCCCCCGAGGAUGUCUGCGACACAUUCAUUCAUCGAUGACACAUUCAUUCAUCCACAAUAAUUAAUAUAUAUAAUCUGUGGCAUACAUUCACACGUUCACUCAUUUUCAUUCAUUCAUUCUAUCUAGCCAAC